AUGAAUGUUUCCACAUCGACGUUCCAAACAAGACGGAGAAGAUUGAAGAAAGUGGAGGAAGAAGAAAAUGCUGCCACUUUGCAACUGGGCCAGGAGUUCCAAUUGAGACAGAUAAAUCACCAGGGUGAAGAGGAAGAGCUGAUUGCCUUGAAUUUGAGUGAGGCCAGGCUAGUGAUCAAAGAAGCUCUAAUAGAACGUAGGAGAGCGUUUAAAAGAUCACAGAAAAAACACAAGAGGAAGCAUAUGAAGCACGAAAGCGCCAAUGACGAAACGACUGCUGUGGAGGAAGACGACGAGGAUUUGGACGAAGACGAUGCUGACGAAGAUGACUUCAUGCAUUCUGAAACUAGAGAAAAGGAAUUGGAGUCCAUCGAUGUUCUACUAGAACAGACUACGGGUGGGAAUAAUAAGGAUUUAAAAAACACUAUGCAGUACUUGACGAGUUUCUCCCGGUUCAGAGACCAGGAAACCGUGGGUGCUGUUAUACAGCUGCUGAAAAGCACCGGCUUACACCCGUUUGAGGUGGCGCAACUGGGCUCUUUGGCCUGUGACACAGCAGACGAGGCAAAGACAUUAAUUCCGAGUUUAAAUAACAAGAUAUCCGACGACGAGCUGGAGAGAAUGCUAAAGGAACUAUCAAACUUAGAAACUCUCUAUUGA
Molecule: messenger RNA, 660 nt
Organism: Saccharomyces eubayanus
Lineage: Eukaryota; Fungi; Ascomycota; Saccharomycetes; Saccharomycetales; Saccharomycetaceae
Gene: RPB4
Product: DNA-directed RNA polymerase II subunit RPB4
Exons: 1
Coding region: 1-660 (219 amino acids)
Biological process (GO): transcription initiation at RNA polymerase II promoter; mRNA export from nucleus in response to heat stress; nuclear-transcribed mRNA catabolic process, deadenylation-dependent decay
Cellular component (GO): P-body; RNA polymerase II, core complex
Molecular function (GO): nucleotide binding; translation initiation factor binding
Source: RefSeq, a predicted model, not a curated record